GGCCACCAAAGGGAAUCCAAUUUUUUUGAAAGUGCCACACAUUUCCAUAUUCGAUGUGGGAAACUUCUGUUGUCAUGACCACCUGUUACCAGCUGCAGCCCAGCAACGGCCACAUGAAACUAUGGAGCAGGCACAAACAAUAUUACUUUAUGCCUUUAAGUUUCACCAAGAAGUGUCAACAAGUUAGUUCAAAAUGGAAGUUAUUGAGUUUUUACAGAAAACGGAUUACAAAAAUCUGCAUAAUUUCAUUGGAUUUAAGGUGAAACAAAAGCUCCAGGACUAUAAAUUGGAUUUACAGGAGCGGCAAGUAAGGCUUCGAAACAUUCUGAAUUUUGAAUCAUUACAACAAAACGAAGAACUCCUGUUCCUGGCCAAAGAACGUGUGGAGUCAGCAAAACAACAACGAUUGGAUUGGAUCAAUACAAAAUGUAUAGAGAGACAACAAGCUGAGGAAGAACUUUUGAAACUUAAGAACCGACAACGGGAAUUAGAAAACUGUGAGGAAUAUCGUCUUUGCCAGAGUCAACAAAUCCUUGUUGAAACUAAGCAGGCGCAGCUAGAACAAAUUGCCGAAAAGAAAGCCCUCAUGUCGCGAGAGAGACAAAUCGAACAGAACUGGUUGCAGGUUAUGGAAAAUGUACGCCAAGAGAGGGAAUUUCAAGAGGCUUACGAGAAGAAAUUACGCAAAGUAAUUGAGGGAUUAAAUCAACAAAAGAAUGUUGCUCUCUUGGAAGCUAAGAAGAAAAUGGCACAGAAUGAAAGUGAAACUUUAAAGAAAUUCUAUGCUGAGGACGAUAUGCGAGCCCUUACCUUGGACGAGAAAAGUAAGACACAACAAAAACUCGAAGAGAUGUACAAAAAAAUGCAACAACAUCAAUGGUUAAAGUCUCAAAUCACAAACAAUCAGCUACGUAACACUGCCCAAGAGCAGAACAACUUCGAAGAGGAUUUCAUUUUUCGAACUCGAGAAGAUCAGCAAAUCUGUCAAGAAUUGGAUGAAUCUCAUAGACAAAAGGUUCGCAAUAACGAAUGGUAUAAAUUGUACAUGGAACAUUGUGCCAAAGAGAAAGAUGAAAAGAAGAAACUAAUAGCGGAACUUGAUCAAAGGUACCUGAAUACGGGCUGUAUUCUUCAGCAGAAACCCAAGCAACCUUACGGAAAAGUUUGUCGCUGACCAUAUUUUGUAAAAUAUUUGUUUAAAGAGGAAAUAAAUGUUCGAUAUCA
Messenger RNA from Musca domestica (house fly), 1224 nucleotides. Its product is annotated as mRNA export factor GLE1. Lineage: Eukaryota; Metazoa; Arthropoda; Insecta; Diptera; Muscidae. The transcript has 7 exons. Bases 194 to 1174 code for a protein of 326 amino acids. The record is from RefSeq and is a predicted model, not a curated record.